Pyrus x bretschneideri (Chinese white pear) is the source of this 627-nucleotide messenger RNA. RefSeq lists its product as uncharacterized. The record is from RefSeq and is a predicted model, not a curated record. The transcript has 3 exons. Lineage: Eukaryota; Viridiplantae; Streptophyta; Magnoliopsida; Rosales; Rosaceae. Bases 15 to 392 code for a protein of 125 amino acids. Gene Ontology annotation, molecular function: RNA binding.
UGAAACAUAAUAAUAUGGCCACAGAAGAUUUAACUAUUCAGGUUCUCAACCUUCCUCCAAGGGUGACUCUUGCAGAAUUAAAUACCUUCUUCUCUUACUGUGGAACUGUUCAACAAAUCCAGCUCACGAGGGAUAAAGACCAAUUACCAUAUGCUUUGGUGACUUUUGUGCAGCCUUAUGCUUUUCAAACUGCCCUUCUCCUUGAUGAUGCUACCUUUGGAGGCCAACAAAUUGGCAUAUUACCUGCAUAUGAUAUUAGAAUUCCUAUAGUUUCAGAUGAAGACACAAAAGAUGAAGACACAAAAGAUAAAGAUGAAGACACAAAAGAUGAUCACACCCAGGUUACUCAUAAAGUUGGUACUUUGAUGUGUUUUUGUAGCUGUUUUGGUUAGAUUUCUUAGGGAUUCGAAAUGACAGAAUGAAUAAGGAAUGUUGCACGUAUUUGACGGCUACAAGGCUGUGCAAUUGCAUCAUCUAUAAUUUCAUUUAUAUAGGAGUGUAUGUAGGGUUUUGGUUCAUUGCCAACUCACAAACAUCUCUCCUAAUUGUGCUAGAGGACAAGCAUGUAUUAUGAAUUUGACUACCAUACUCCACAUUUAAUCAUAGCCCUUCAUUGGGAUUUUAUGU